Messenger RNA from Sardina pilchardus (European sardine), 3520 nucleotides. RefSeq names its product 5'-nucleotidase domain containing 3 (gene nt5dc3). Bases 135 to 1871 code for a protein of 578 amino acids. The record is from RefSeq and is a predicted model, not a curated record. The transcript is spliced from 14 exons. Lineage: Eukaryota; Metazoa; Chordata; Actinopteri; Clupeiformes; Clupeidae. Gene Ontology annotation, molecular function: 5'-nucleotidase activity.
UGGACUGUGGGGUCUGUGUCGUGCGUGAGGUGAACAUUUUUGGCGUUGGUGCGUCCCGUUAAGAACUUUUGAAGACCGUGAUGUGGGAUUCUGGACAAUAAUAGUAACAAGCAGGGUUGUCUUUCUGGAGAAUCAUGCCGCCCUUGUCGCUGCCCCUCUCGAAGCUUUUUAGAUAUCAAACUAAAGAGAGUUUGCAAAGGCUGUCAACAUGGUGCAGUGCCUUACACACAAAUGGUGGAAUAUGGUCACUUGGUAGCAACAGAUCCUCAAAUAAGGUACAUUUUAUGGUGGCGACAUUUGAUUCGGUGCCUUCAGCGCGGACUGCUCGGCAAGUCUGCGGACAUUUGUCAGUACCAAACAUGUGCUACAGUUCCAUCAGCAGCGAGGAAAGGACGAACUGGUUGUGGUCAAUAUACAACCAAAAUAAAACGCAGGUAGAAGCAUUGGUCCCUGGUAUGUUAAAAAAUUCAGUGAAUCCUGACACAAUAUUUGCCAACAAUGAAAUGAGCCUACAAGACAUAGAGAUCUAUGGUUUUGACUAUGACUACACGUUGGCAUUUUACUCCAGUCACCUUCAUACACUAAUUUUCAAUAUUGCCCGGGACAUCCUCAUUGAACAACACAGAUAUCCUGAAGGGUUACGGGAAUAUGAGUACAUCCCCAACUUUGUGGUGAGAGGACUUCACUAUGAUGUGCAGAAGGCUUUACUAAUGAAGAUAGAUGCAUUUCAUUACAUCCAGUUGGGAACGGUGUACAGGGGCCUUCAUCCAGUGCCAGAUAAGGAAGUUAUCGCAAUGUAUGAAGGUUCCCACGUGCCUCUGGAAAUUAUGAGUGAUUUCUAUGGCAAGAGCUCUCAUGGCCAAACCAUGAAACAGUUCAUGGACAUUUUCUCCCUGCCCGAGAUGAAUCUUCUGUGUUGUGUUAAUGAUUACUUCAUGAAGCAUAACAUUGAUUAUGAACCAGUUCAUCUAUACAAAGAUGUAAAGGAGGCCAUAGGAGACGUCCAUGUGAAGGGCCUCAUGUAUCGAGCAGUUGAGGCUGAUAUCGAUAAGUAUAUCUGUUAUGGUGAGCAGACCCAUGCUGUGUUGCGAAAACUGUCUGAAAAUGGGAAGAAAAUGUUCCUGGUCACCAACAGUCCAUUUGACUUUGUUGAUCGAGGGAUGAACUACAUCGUGGGCAAGGACUGGAGAGAUCUCUUUGAUGUUGUCAUAGUGCAGGCAGACAAGCCUGGCUUCUUCAACGACAGGAGAAAGCCAUUUAGACGUGUUACUGAUAAAGGAGUGCUGCUGUGGGAUAGGAUUCAUCGUCUGGAGAAAGGACAGAUUUAUAAACAGGGAAAUCUGUACGAGUUCCUUAGACUCACAGGGUGGAGGGGCUCUAAGGUGCUGUAUUUUGGUGACCACAUAUACAGUGACCUGGCGGACCUGACUCUGAAGCAUGGCUGGAGGACGGGGGCCAUUAUCCCUGAGCUGCGCAAGGAGAUCAAGAAGAUGAACACGGAGAAGUAUGUCCACAACAUGACGUGGCUCCAGGCCCUCACCGGAUUGGUGGAGCGCACGCAGGUGCACCGUGAUCCAGCAUCUCAAGCAGUGGUCCAAGAAUGGAUCAAAGAAAGGGAACACAUAAGAUCCCAAACCAAGGACAUCUUCAACGCUCAGUUUGGGAGUCUCUUCCGCACCUACCACAACCCCACUUACUUCUCCCGGCGCCUCUCGCGCUUUGCGGACAUCUACAUGCCGUCCCUCAGCUGUCUGCUCAACUACGACCUCCAGCACACCUUCUUCCCCAGACGCACUCCGCUGCAGCACGAGUCCCCCCUGUGGCCAGAGCUGGGUAGUGCAGGCGUUCCUUGCACUCCCCCUGAAUCAUAAAGAUUGAACGGACUGAGCACAGCUCUUAGAUGCUAAUCCCUGAUUGGCAGAUGAUAUUGCACCAUGACUUUUCUGUCAGGUAUGUUACAGUUCGAGAGGGAGAACUGUGUGAUGUUAGCACUAAAGGGAAUGUCUUUAUUUUUUAAUAGCUUUUAAGCAAAAAAAACAUCAAGAAUAUUGGCUUUGCAUAUUCACUCCUGUUAUAUUUAUGCUGACAUUUUUAAGGCCAAAGUCUGUGUGUCAGUCUGUAUUCACCAUUUAGGACAAGUCCUUGGCGCAUGUUGAGUUCUAGCCAGGCGCUGUGGAAAUAACAGGUACAAUUUAUAUUGUAGCUGCAUGUCAUUUUUAGGUUGAGGGGAAAAAUAGUCUCUAAUAUUAUAUGAACUGGAACAUUUAACUUCAUAUCUACUACACAGAUUUCCUUCCUUGUUCAAGUCAGACAUAGAAAAAUGGAACUAAUUCAGAAUGGGAACACAGGACGAAGUUUGCGGAGUGUCAGAAUGUACUACUCACUCGCCUUUGUGUCUGUGUUGUCUGUGUUUGGAAAUAAGGGACAACUUGAAAACCUGUAAAGUCAUUCUGGUAUCAGGACUCAUCUCUCAGUAAUGCUGCUUAAGACCAAGCACCCCGUAAGGGAAGAUGACUGGAUCACUGCUCAUGUGAUCGUGUACAAGCCAUUUAACCUUUUCCUCUGUAAAUGCCUUAUGCCAUCACAAACAAAACUGCACCCAUUGCAUCUUUAGCAAUGUAAAAAAUAACCUAUACAUUUACAUUUAGUGAUUUAGCCGGCGCUUUUAUUCAAAGCCUCUUCUGCAAACAAAUCUUAAGCUCUUGUGCAUAGGGUUUUGCUUCAACAUUUCGUGUCACUGGAUCACAUAUAAAUAUAAUUACUUUUUAACGCUACAGUCUCAUCUUAUACAUGACUAAGGCCUACUACCUAUUUUUAUAGAAUAGCUUUAUUUCUAGAGUGCUGAAGUGGUGUGAAUGUGUGUGUGUGUGUGUGUGUGUGUGUGUGUGUGUGUGUGUGUGUGUUUGUGGCAAAGUUUUCCAGUUAAAUAGAUUACAGUUCCUCGCCCUGGCGUUAUGAAAUAAAUAACUAUUUACUGUAGAGACGUGAGUAGUUCAUGUGGAGCUGUGUGCAGAGUUGACAGUAGGUGUUUAUAAAGGCUCGAUUUGCUGUAGGAUGACAUAGCAAUGUUGUAAAUACAUGAACAUCUCAUGUACAGAGGCUUUUGCUGUUUUGAAACAAAGAGUGUUACUGUAAAAUCUGUUCUAUUUAUCUAGUGACAUGAUUUGCACUGAAUUUUGUUUGUUCAAAUGUCUUGCACAUGUGUUAACCAGUAUCUCAGUAAACAGUAAGAUUAGACUAGACAUCAUAAGUCAUGAUGUAGGAGUCAUGUUUUAUUGGGACUGGGAAAGAUGCUCUCAGGUUUGCGGUCCAGAAAAACUGCUGUAUUUGCCAACAGUUUUUGUGGAAUUUAAUAUUGAAACUGAAUGAUAACUUCUGGUCUGUAGUUUACUUCAGGAUGUAUGUGGUCCUUCAUUGUUCAUUACAGCUAGUUUAGUUCUCAGUCAGAAAUGUGAAACAGUUGCGUUGUUGUUUAUCACUUAAGAUCGAAAUAAACCACUUUUCACAUGAACAACUGCAA